This is a messenger RNA of Ceutorhynchus assimilis (cabbage seed weevil), 663 nucleotides long. Lineage: Eukaryota; Metazoa; Arthropoda; Insecta; Coleoptera; Curculionidae. The record is from the annotation of a GenBank genome assembly.
AUGACUGCGCCCCCUCAUCGGCAUUCCACCUUACGCCAGUAUUUAGACGCGCCGCCAAUGGACGACAAUUAUUUAAAUUUUGAUUUGGCAACACGAGGUACCCUCGCCACUGGUGAAAUUACAAAUUUACAAUCGAUGCCCAGUUAUUAUUCUAGGGUACCGAUACCGGUACCUCCAGAGCUGGGAGGUAAGACAGCGUCGCAAGAGUCCUCGGUGAUACAGUCUGGACACCAAAUGGCCCCAAUUAAGUUUAUAGGGCGUAAAGGUUCCAAAUUUAGGCCCACAUGGCUUGAUUCGUAUGUUUGGCUUCAAUACGAUGAGCAACAAAAUUUAAUGUACUGUAAGUUUUGUCGUAAGUGGAGCGGUGAAAUGCCUGACAUUAGAACCUCGUUUGCUGAAGGUAGUACUAAUUUUCGUUUGGAAAUUGUUAAUCAUCACGAUAAGUGCAAAGCGCAUCGAUUGUGUGUGGCUAGGGAGUACCAUUCACAAGGUGACAGUAGCACUAGCACUCCGAGUACCAGCACUAGAACUACUAAUUCUUAUAACUUGCAAAGUUCCCGAUUUUCAUCUGUGGAGCAAAGUUUGGGCAUUGUAAUUGAGAGGAACGACAACGAGAGGGGGGAUAACAAUAAUGAACAGGCUAUAAAUAGUGAAAAUAUGUAG